CGUUCGCUCGGCUGUCAUUGUCAUUACGUGACUAUUCGUCUCCUAGGGUGCAGGUGAUUCAGUUCGGUGUUAUUUCACAACAAUCAUGGAAGAAAUAUUGAUUGCAGAAGUGCGUAAACGGUCCUUCCUGUAUGAUCAUAAAUCGCCCCUGUACAGAGAUAAACACCGGCGGUACGCAUCGUGGGAAGAGAUAGGAAAAAAACUCAACCAAAGCGCUCGUUCGGCAAAAGACGCAUGGGAAAAAUUACGCCGAUGCCAUUGGAAUGCAAUCAGUCGACGCAAGCGAGCCAGUGAUUACGGUGAAAAACCCUUGGCCCCUUGGAAACAUGAGGAGGACAUGGCUUUCUUGUUGCCUCACUGCAUUAAGCGAAGCACUAAUGAACCAGAACCCUACGAUGACAACGAUUUAACAUUCGAUGGCUUUGACGAAACAAAACAACGCGAUUUCGAUCCCCUCGAAGAAAUUACAUUGGUUAAAAAUGAACUUCCUGCCAUGCACUUUGACCAUGAGAGUCCCAACCAUAGUCUCUCGUUUGAAACCAACAAACGCACCAACAAUAAUGUUAGCAUCGAAAAUAAGCCUCCGGAGAAAAAGAAGGUGAGAACUGAAGAACCACCCCCGCCACGGCCAGACUCCGCGUACGCCAAUCUGGAUGAGAUUGAUCUGUUUUUCUGCAGUAUGGCUAAAACAACGAAAACUCUUCCGGCUAUCGAGCAGGCCAAAGUGAAGCUACAAGUGAGUCAGAUUGUGUUCCAAGCGCAAAUCGCAAGCAUCACCCAGAUGCCAACCCGGAAAACUGAACCAAAACGCUCCGACUCGGUUGCUUCCAUCAAUUCCGACUUUUGAUAAUGCACUGUAAAACACACUCUAUAUCGGUACAAAUGGUUUAAAUAAACGUUG
Molecule: messenger RNA, 901 nt
Organism: Wyeomyia smithii (pitcher-plant mosquito)
Lineage: Eukaryota; Metazoa; Arthropoda; Insecta; Diptera; Culicidae
Exons: 2
Coding region: 86-847 (253 amino acids)
Biological process (GO): regulation of transcription by RNA polymerase II
Cellular component (GO): transcription regulator complex; nucleus
Molecular function (GO): DNA binding
Source: RefSeq, a predicted model, not a curated record